CGUUGGCGAUUCUUUCAAUGUAGUACACAUAACGUAAAUGGCUUCGUUAAAGUUAAUUCUUUGUGCUGAAAAUGCAGAUGUCGGAUACAGUCACGUCACCUGAGAUAAAAGAGGCACUACGACAGCGGCGGAAUGAUUCCUUGUCUAAAUUCUUCAGACAUUCAGCUGUGUCUGCUGGUUUGGCGUUUGUUGGAGUAGCUGUUGGAAUCGCCAGUAUCGUGGUGGGAGUAGAUAAUGGGCCGUGGCAUCUGGCAGGUGGAUCUCUUAUUCCAGGAAUAAUGAUCAGUAUUUGUGCCGUACUUGGAUAUCAAGUGUAUCAAGCAGGACGAGCACACCAGGGUUACGAGAAUGUUGGAGCCAAGGCCAAAUGUUUUUUCGUGGCCCACUACGUUUUAAGUUUGCUGACAGCUUUAAUUUCUCUGGCCUUCAUCGCACUCUCAGCUGUUGGUAUCGUCUGGUGUUCAGGAGUCGAACAUUAUUACGUAAGAAUUAACCGUAUCACCUACAAGAAAAACACCACUUGUCCGGAAAACAAAACGGCGGCCAUAGUGACUAGCGGAUUAUCCAUGUGCGACAGCUUCCUGAUAAGUGUGUGGUGCAUCCUGGGAACAGUUUUCUUUUGUUGUUACUUUAGAGCAUUUGGAGUCCAACGGAAGUACAGAUAUUAUCCAUAGUAAUUAGAUACCUGACUUGUCGGGAAAGUUUAUUUUCUAUAUAAUCAAUUAAUAUCUCCAUGUUUGUAUUCAGAAAUAAAGAGGGUUUAGAAAGCCAUUAUUUUCAUUGGCAUGAUUGGUAAGAAUACAUGUAUUUUAUUAAUGUUCAUUUUGUUUGAAGGGUACACUGUACGUAUGCAAUUCGAAUACAACUACUAGUAUUACAAUUUGUGACUGAAUGAUUUAUUCAGUAAAUCUUAAACGUGUUAAAUAUAUGGAAGCAAAU
This is a messenger RNA of Saccostrea echinata, 939 nucleotides long. RefSeq lists its product as uncharacterized. The transcript has 4 exons. Bases 72 to 674 code for a protein of 200 amino acids. Lineage: Eukaryota; Metazoa; Mollusca; Bivalvia; Ostreida; Ostreidae. The record is from RefSeq and is a predicted model, not a curated record.